Messenger RNA from Ictalurus furcatus (blue catfish), 6194 nucleotides. Its product is annotated as B-cell receptor CD22-like. NCBI's taxonomy places the organism in Eukaryota, Metazoa, Chordata, Actinopteri, Siluriformes, Ictaluridae. The record is from RefSeq and is a predicted model, not a curated record. Bases 664 to 2652 code for a protein of 662 amino acids. The transcript is spliced from 9 exons.
UGUUGUGUACCUUUCUUUGUCUGUGGGAGUUUAUUUGCACUGUUAAUUCUAUAAACCCGGAUGAAGUUUUUGAACGGUUUCAAACUGGGUUCUGCUUCUGUCGUCAUUUUUGCACGUCACUGGCUCUCUCGCUGUGUGACUGAGAACAGCAGCAGUGGUUAAAACUGUGGUUACGCUCUUCCUGGUCAGUGCAUGAUCUAUUUUAAUUUGUGCUUCUGAGGCCUGUUUCACGAGGCGAGUUGAACAAACUCAGAGUUGCAGAGUAAGUACGUUUUGAGGAUAAUUAAAGUUAACAGGUUUCAUGGCGCCGGUUAUCAACGUUCUCAGUCAGUCCAGGCUUUAACCCUGAAUCAAGGGCCGUUUCUCAAUGUGCGUUCUUAUGCGAUCUUGCGUCCUUGUGUUCUUGUUCUACGUCAUCAUCCACCGCCGAAGUUCAAUUCCAGUACUCAAGAACGCAAGUACCGGGGACGCAUAAAAUUACCCAGAUGUGUUCUUGAUCUCGAGGACGUAUCGGAUGCAGACCUGAGAGCACCGAACCCGCUUGAAGUCCCGGAAGUCAUGGCGAUAAAACAUUGCUCAAGCUAAACUUAAACUUACCUGUGUGUGUGUGUGUGUGUGUGUGUGUGCGCGUAUGUGUGUGUGUAUGUGUGUGUAUGUGUGUGUAUGUGUGUGUGUAUGUGUGUGUGUAUGUGUGUGUGUAUGUGUGUGUGUAUGUGUGUGUAUGUGUGUGUGUGUUUGUGUGUGUGUGUGUGUGUGUGUGUGUGUGUUCCAGGAGUUCAGGCUCAGUACAGUGUAACUCUCUCCUCUCAGAGUCUCUGUGCUGUUACUAGAUCUACAGUAAAAAUCCCCUGUAAAUUUACACCUGAUCACUCCAGUGUCACACAGAGAGAGUGGUAUCGAGUCCAGGGCUCUGAAGGAGAACCACGAGACCUGAGGAAAGAUCCACAAUACUCAGGACGAGUGUCUGUAAGCACAGAGACGUCUGACUGUGAGCUGACAGUGAGGAAUGUGAGAGUGAGUGACUCUGGAGUUUAUAACUUCAGAUUUAAAACACAGAGCAGUGACUGGAUAUCAGCCUCAUCUGGAGUUCAUCUGACUGUUACAGAUGUGAAGGUUACAGUAUCAGACUUCGAGAGCUACAAGUCACUGAGCUGCAUCACCACCUGCCCCUACAACCCCACUUAUGUCUGGUACAGGAACGGACAGUUUAAAGUUCAACAGGACAGAGGAAAUGAACUGUAUGUCACUAGUGGGGAAUCAGGCAGCUACUCCUGUGCUGUAAGAGGACACGAGGAGCUUCGCUCUCCUGCUGUCUGUGUUUUUGAUGAGAAGAGCUGCUGGAAUGUGACGUACUCCACCCAGAAUAUCUGCUCUCUGAUUGGAUCAUCAGUGGACAUACUCUGUGAUUUCACGUUUACUGAUCAUAACAAGGUCACAAAAGUGUUCUGGUUCAUUAAAGAUCAGACUGGUGUUGAGGCUGUGGAUGUGAGAGAGGAUGAGGAGUAUCAGGGCCGAGUGCAGUACACACAGAUCUCCCAGAAUAACUGUAGUCUGAGAAUCACUAACCUGAGAGAGAGAGACGCUCAAACAUACAGAUUCAGAUUCUACACUGAUGGGGGUAAAUACACCGGUGAUCCUGGAGUCUCUCUGUCUGUCACAGAUCUGAAGGUUACAGUAUCAGACUGGAGUGAGCAGUACAUGAAUCUGAGCUGCAUCACCAGCUGCACUCUGUCUAACAACCCCACUUACAUCUGGUACAAGAACGGACAGCGUGUGUCUGAGUGUAAAUCUGCCUCCUGCUCUGUAGCUGCAGUCGGUGGUGCGGUCAGUUACAGCUGUGCUGUUGAAGGCCAUGACAGUCUCCUCUCUCCUCCAGUGUAUUCUCCUAAAAACACCAGACCAGUGGUUCUUUCCUCUGGAGACACAGUGGACGGGGAUUCAGUGACUCUGAGCUGUAGCAGUGAUGCAAACCCUCCUGUUCUCACCUACUCCUGGUUUAAACAGAGAGCAGCUGCAGACACACUGCUGACAACAGGCCAGAAUUACAGCAUCAGCAACAUCAGCUCCCAGCACAGCGGACUGUACUACUGCACUGCUCACAACCAGCUGGGACAGCACAACUCUACACCCACACUCCUGGAUGUGAAGGGUAACUCUACACAGACACACCUGGAUGUGAAGGGUAACUCUACACCAACACACCUGGAUGAGUCAGAGAAUUACACAGUGUUAAUGCUCGUCAUGGUGGGACUGGCUGUCUUCCUGGCAGUAACACUCCUCUCAGGAGCUCUGUGGAUGUGGAAGAGGAAGUCGAGCUCAGCUAAUGGCCACAGCAGCACUGGUGAGAGUGGACAGCGUCACUCUCCUGCUGUUUAUGAAAAUGUCUCAGCCUCAGACAGCAGUGGAAGAGUCACCUCAGAUGAUCAGGAUGACGUUCACUAUGCCAGUGUUGUAUUUAAAAACUCCCACACACAGGAAGUGUCUCUGUCACGCAGACUUCCUCCAGACACCACAGAUUACGAGGAUGUUCAGUAUGCUGCUGUGAACGUUAGCAGGAGCACUGCUGCCAUCCAGCUUGUAGCAGACGAAGCAGCUGAUGAUCCGUCUCAGCUCUACAGCAAGAUCCAGAAACUCCCCACUUCAGCAGUGUAGCCCAUCAUUAGUCCUGUGGCCUGGGAUCUAAAAGCUAAAGAGGUAGCACUUCAGGUUCCUGGAAAAAAGCUGAGAGAGAUGUGAUAGUUCUGUUCUGUAUCUCUGUUUUAACCCUCAACACUGCUUCCAAAUCUAACAGGAGAAGAGGGACGGCUUUAACAUUUUAUUAGAGUAGAGCUAGCAGCAUUAUUGCUUUGAUCGUGUAUUAUAGAGCUCUUAUAAUAUUGUAUACUGUUUUACCUUAAACUAUAUGUUUUACAUUAUAAUCUUCAAUAAUGUGUUUGAUUUAUAUUCACAUUAUUUUAAAUGCAAAAACAAAUUGCAGUGCUUAAAUUAUUUACCUAUGAACUUGUUUUUUAUCGUGCCGUCAUUGGCUGGUCAUUUACAUGACUAAUGCUGUAAUGUUUGUUAGUGAGAUAAUCAGAUGAAAAAAAAUCCUAUAAAUAACCUGAAUUUAUCCUUAGCUCAAAUUUGACUUGCUGCCUAGUCAGUUAUGUUAGCGAGUGGAAUUGACGCUAGUCUAACCUGGUAUUAGUGAAGAAAACGGGCUAACUUAAUUAAACAAAUCCAGUUUACAUGUUAGUAAACUAGUGAAAACGUGCCUUAUCAUGUUUUUCAAAUGAGAUGGAGUCCGUGCUUUCUAGGGAGGUAAAAGAGACGCUUCAUUUUAAACCAGUCUUUCUUUAGUCCAGCGUACUGAAACAUUUUCCUGAGGUAGGGUCAGGGUUAUUAACUAGAACACCUCCACAUAUGACUUGUUGAUGUAAUUAAGGAAAUGUCCCCGCUGUACAAACUUCCUCAGCUUGUGUUUAGAUAUAAACCACUGCAGUCGAGCUUUUACAAAGCUUUUAAUACACGCAUUGCUCAUUUUAUUCUGUUAAAACAACAAAAAGAAUGAAGUUUUCUUAAGUGUAUUUAUGUUACUCUAAACACAUUAGUAAUCACUGGGAGUAAAAAUAACAGCAAUUUUUGUGAAUCGUUUGCACAUUAUUGUAUUUUUUUUGUUAAGGUUUUAUUUAAAGGAUGUAAAAGUCACUCUCAGGACAUCAACGUUCACAACAAUGAUACUUGUCUUUGUGUAACGUGUAUAAAAUGAUUUACGUGUGUUUGUUGUGAGCUUUUAGUGCUUUACGUCAGUUCAGAACUUUACUUAUGAAUGAGGAAAUAAAUCUUUUUCUUGAAAGCUUUUUUGUCUGGUUUUAACUAGAAACACGUGGACCUAUAAUUGUGAAAUUGGUGGCAUUAAUUUCAGCAGCGUCAAUGCUUUGUGGUUUUAAAUGGCGUUGUGACACACGUGAAGACACUCGUACAGACGCUGCACUGUGGGUGGAGGGUGUGUGGGUUUGUGUACGUAUGAUUGUUACUGAUACAGAUCACAUUCCAUAUACUGUAGAUUAUUAUUAUUAUUAUUAUUAUUAUUAUUAUUAUUAUUAGGAUGAUGAUUAAGUGGUUUACAUAUGAUUUGAUAGAUUAAGUGAUAGCUGUUACCGAUGUUAAAGUAAUACAGUGAUGAUAUGUAACACAUGAUAAAGGGUUUCUGUCAAAUGCAUUAUCCCACUGUGCUGAUGAAUUCUCGAUUCUGAUUGGCCAGACAGCAGUUCUGGCUGCAAAUCACAGGUUUAUAUUAAAAAGCUUAUAAUAUCUAAUACAUGAUCGUUUCUAUAUUAAGAGCUCAUUCACAGGGACUGUACGACACAUGAUGCACAAUAAUCUCAGUAUAAUAAUAAAUUAAUAAAAAAAAUAUUUUUUAUGUAUUGUGUUCAUGUUUAUGAAUAAAAAUUUCAAAUACAUUAAUCGACAACUAAUUAAAUCAGCUCAUAGUUUCAUUUUGAAAGAACUCAAUAAAGUAAAUGAUUAUAUUGUGACAUACCCGAACAUUUCAUAGUAAUGAGAUUAUCUUUAUGUUCAUUAAAAGGUCAUUACGCUUGAAGCUUUUCAGUACGGUGUGCGCGAGUGCCAUCUGGUGGUCGAAAGGAUGAAGUGCGAAUAGACUGUUAAACAACAAAGUUAUUAAGAAAGUGAGUCGUACAUCAACAAGCACAUUAUUUCUCCUCUUUUCAAAGCUCUAAAUCAUACUCCAGUAUAGAGACGGAAGGGGCGUGGCUUAGAGGAUUUUUUUAUUUUUGUUUUAUUUAUGUUUGAGCUCCUAGUUCCAAGUGACGUGAACAUGAGAGGAGCAGAGAAUAAGGACAGCUAGAAUAGUUUGCAUGACACUGUAGCAGCUAAUCCCAUAUAAUGAUAGCUUAGUUGUGCCUCCCCUUGGUUAAUGACACCCAACUAGCCUAGUCUUGAGUUAGAUAGCCAAAAAGUUAUAUAUUUAUCAGUCUGGUAGUCCUGCUAACAGUGAUACAGUAACACCUGAGGCAAGAUUUAUAAUAAACCCAACUUUUUGUCUAAUCAUGUCAUACUUUGGCAGCUAAGUUUCCACAGCCUCCAUAAAACAAAACGUUACGCUACUAGCUGAGCUGAAACCGUUGAGCUGGAGAAUUGACCAUUAUUUAUUUUGUUUCUACUGAUUUCUACUGACAUUUACAGAUCAGACAGACAGGAUAGAGAAGGAAAGGAGACAGAAGAGGGAGAUAAAAUAGACAGUAAAGAUGAGGGAGAUCAGAACAGAGGGCCGUGAAUAUCCCAAGAGGCAACAGGAACCAUCCCAGCUGAACCCAUUGAUUUGGGGACUGCAGAUAGAGGGCCAAGGUGUGUAAAACAUCACUGCUUUCCAUUCAGCAUGUUUGGCCAGCAAAAAAAAGCUCAUUCCAACCAAGUUUGUUAGAGACAUUCGAGUGGUUGUGUUAUUCAUGUGCAGUUUAUGCGGUAAAUCAAAUCCAAACCCUUCCUUCCUUCCUUCUCUAAUUUUCACAUUUUUUAAAAAAGCAAUUAGCCCUCAUACAAGAAAAAACCCCACAUGAAAACAGUCUAUUUAUAGAAACGUUUUUAAAAGCUUUUUGAUGAAGAAGAAUCUGGGCUCAGCCUCGGAUCAUUAACAGUCCAGCUAACACCCCUGGUCCAUAGGCAGACCUGUGUGUCCUUAAAAAACAGACAAUAUCUGCAAGUAAUAAUCUAGGUUCGUUAUUACUUUCAUUUAAAUAUCGAUGAAAUUUACUUGAAUUAAAUGUUUAAUUGUGUGUUAUUGCCUGUGAUGGACAGAGACAGAGUGAAGUUUAAAGUGAAUUCUUAUACACAGCACGAGAGUGACCCUUGACCUGCACUGACACUACUGUCACACUGUAAGUGAGGCAUUUCCCCUCAUCACCAGCAGAGGCAGCACGCUCCUGAACUCUACAGCAACCUCUGACACUUUCGGGUCACUUCCUGAUUUUCUGCUAUAUUAAACUCUCUGAGAGGUCACACAAACACACAAAUACACACACACACACACACACACGCACACACACAGACACGCAUACACACACAACCAUGCACACACACCCACAAACACUCCCACAGGAUGUAUUAAACACACUAUACUAUAUGACUCAUGCACUGACCAGCAAGAGCGCAACCACAGCGUAACCACUGCUGCUGCUGUCCUCAGUCACAAA